Rhodotorula graminis WP1 is the source of this 5600-nucleotide messenger RNA. RefSeq lists its product as uncharacterized. The transcript has 35 exons. NCBI's taxonomy places the organism in Eukaryota, Fungi, Basidiomycota, Microbotryomycetes, Sporidiobolales, Sporidiobolaceae. Gene Ontology annotation, molecular function: ATP binding; nucleic acid binding. Bases 1 to 5250 code for a protein of 1749 amino acids. The record is from RefSeq and is a predicted model, not a curated record.
AUGUCGCGCUCCGCGCCGCGCGCGUCGUUCGGGCGCGGUCUCGCCGUGCCGCCACCGCGCUCGCUCCUCCCGAUCAGCGCCUUCGCCCCGCCUCAGCAGGCGCCGCACGCCCAGGGCGCACUCGGGCCCAGCUCGUCCAGCAUCUACGACAACGACGACGAGGUGACGCAGAGCCUCGCCGAGUUCCUCGACGCCGACAACGCCGAGCUGGAGGAGCAGGAGGCGGGCGACGAGUUCGGCUGGCGUGGCGACGGCGACGACGCCUUCGACACGAGCGAGCCCUUCCCCUCCUUCCACCACCUCUCGCCGCCCUCGCCUUCCCCAACUCGUGCCGGCGGCCCUCGCACCGCCCAGCUCCUGCCGACCGUCGACCGUACGACCGCCUACUACGCGACGUCGACACCGACCGGCACGCAGCGCCACCCUCCUCCCCCGCCGCACCCACCCUCACGCUCGUCCGCGCCGCCGAUCCGCCCUAUGCCGCUGCGCUUCCCCCAGCCGCCGCCCUCGUCGCACUCGCACCCACAUCAGCAGGCGCACCACCCCGUCGCCGGCUCGGCGAGCGCGCAUCGCCCUCUUGCUCGCCCUGCGGCGUCCACAGCCGCAUCGACCUCGGGCACGUUGGGCGGGCAGCGGCGCGUCCCUGCGCACGCACCGGUUGUCGGCCAGUACGGCGUGGGUCAGAUGGACGUCGACGAGGACGAGGGCAGGGGCAUGAGCGAAGACUACUGGGGCGAGCAGGACGGCGGCGACGGCGAGUUCGAGCAGGCGCUCGCGAGGACGGAGCUCGACUUUGGGCGCGGUGGCGGUGCGGGCAACGGUCGUGGCGGCGGCGAGCCUGGUCGGACCGGUCAGCCUUCCACUUCCUCGCGCUCUCGCACCUCUGCCUUUCCUCCGGCACCUCCUCCUCCGACACACCGCCUUCACGGACCCGCAGCGUCGCAGCAGUCGGCGUCGGCGCGCCAGAGCCAGAGCCAGGGGGGUCCGAGCGGCGGCGGGGGCACGGUGAGGAAGCAGGGGAUCAAGCUCCGGCCGGUCAGCGAGCUACCCGACGCUCUUCGCUCGCUGUGGCGGUUCGGCGUCUUCAACGCGGUCCAGAGCGUCUGCUUCGACACGGUCUACCACACCGAGGAGAACAUCGUCGUCUCGGCGCCGACCGGCGCUGGCAAGACUGUCCUCUUCGAGCUUGCCAUUGUCCGCCUCUUCACGAGGUCGUCGUCCAACGACGCAAAGGUCCUGUACAUGGCGCCGACCAAGUCGCUCUGCUCGGAGCGCACGCUCGACUGGAAGCGCAAGUUCGAGCACGGUCUCGGCUGGGCUGUCCAGGAGCUCACGGGCGACUCGGACACGUCGACCUCGGCCUGGCGCGACUUUGCCAACGCCCGCAUCAUCGUCACGACGCCCGAGAAGUGGGACGCCAUGACGCGCAAGUGGCACGACCAUGGCUCGACGCUCGGCCAGCUCAGGCUCUUCUGCGUCGACGAGGUGCACACGGUCGGCGCAGACGUUCGCGGCGCCGUCCUCGAGGUCGUCGUGAGCCGCAUGAAGACGCUCGGUACCAGCACCCGGUUCGUCGCCGUCUCGGCUACCGUCCCCAACAUCCACGACGUCGCAGAGUGGCUCGGUACUGGCGCCGUCGGCGAGGACGAGCACGAGCCGGCCAAGGUCUUCCAGUUCGGCGACGAGUUCCGCCCGUGCAAGCUUCAGAAGGUCGUGAUCGGCUACCCCAAGAACGGCAACGACUUUGCGUUCGCGAACGGGCUCAACUUCAAGUUGUUCGAGCUCGUCAAACAGUACUCGUCGGGCAAGCCCGUCCUCAUCUUCUGCAACACGCGCAAGGGCUGCCUCCAGGCGGCCGAGGCGCUCGCCAAGGACUACAAGCUCGCCCUCUCGUCCUCGUCGCGCUCGAGCCUCGCCUGGCCAAAGCCGCAGCGUCACGAGUUCCAGACGAGCGACAAGCACCUCGCGGCCCUGCUCGAGAACGGCAUCGCGACGCACCACGCCGGCAUGGACUCGAACGACCGUCGUCUCGUCGAGCGCCUCUUCAUCGACGGCAGCAUCAGCAUCGUCUGCUCGACCUCGACCCUCGCCGUCGGCGUCAACCUCCCGGCCCGCAUGGUGGUCAUCCGGGGCACCAAGGCGUUCAUCGACGGCCAGAGCAAGGAGUACUCGGACCUCGAGGUCCUGCAAAUGAUCGGACGCGCCGGUCGGCCCCAGUUCGACACGACGGGUAUCGCAUGCAUCAUGACCGAGAAGGCGCUCGAGGGCAAGUACAGCAACCUUCUCAACGCCCAGAACCUGCUCGAGAGCUGCCUCCACAAGAGCCUCACCGAGCACGUCAACUCCGAGAUCACUCUGCGCACGAUCACCAACGUCCAGUCGGGCCUGCACUGGCUCCGGUCGACGUUUCUCUACACCCGCAUCACCAAGAACCCGUCGCACUACGCCAUCGGCCCGGACAAGACGUCGCCCGAGACGAGGCUCGAGGAGAUCUGCCUCGAGGCGAUCAAGGAGCUCGUCGACAGCGGCGUGGUCGACCAGAGGGAGGACGAGCUCAGUGCCACGCACUUUGGCGAUAUCAUGAGCAAGUUCUACCUGUCGCACCGGACUUUCCUCGCCCUCAAGGACCUGCCGCUCAAGAGCAACAUGCGCACGCUUCUCGAGACGCUCGCCGCUUCGACCGAGUUCAGCUCGUACCGGUUCCGCCAGGGCGAGAAGAGUGUCCUCCAGAAGUACAACAAGAACCUCAAGUUCCCGACCGCCAAAGUCUCGUCGACCGCCGACCGCAUCAUGAUCCUCAUUCAGCUCGUGCUCGACGGCGUGCCCGGCAGCGAGCUCAAGAACGACAGCAUCAACCCUCUGCUCGACGCUCGCGCCAUCUUCUCUGCCGCCGUCCGCAUCGCCAAGUGCAUGGUCGACCUCGCCGUCGAGCGCGAGGACGGCGCCAUUCGGACGGUACUCGAGCUCCUCCGGUCGCUCAACGGCCGCUGCUGGGACGGCUCGCCUUUUGUCCUGCGUCAGCUCGAGGGCAUCGGCGAGAAGAGCUACAAGAUCCUCGUCUCGAACGGCAUCAAGGGCUUUGACGACGUGCGCGAGUGCGAGCCGGACCGCCUCGAGGUCCUUCUCGGUCGCCGGCCGCCCUACGGCCGCAAGCUCAUCUCGCAGGCCAAGACGCUCCCGCAGUUCGAGAUCACGGUGUCGGCUCACGACGAGGAGGUCCUCGCCGGCCGGGCCGGCGUGCAGGUCGACCUCAGCAUCGACUUGCGCCUCGCGCUCACCAAGCCGCUGCCGGCCGUCAAGAAGGGGCCCAUGAAGCUCUGGGCCAAUCUCGCGACGACGACCUCGGACGGCGAGUUCAUCGACUUCCGGCGCACGCGCAUGGACCACCUUCUCAAGAGCCCCAAGCAGGUCGACCUCUCGGUCAUCCUCCUCAAGCCCUCGCAGCGCAUCAUCAUCUCGGCCUCGUGCGACCUCAUCGCCGGUUCCGAGGUCAAGGCGUUCUUCAAGCCCGAGACGAGGGCGUCCGAGUUCCCGAUUCCAAGUCUCGGGCCCACGGCCGACGAGGAGGACGAGGAGGAGCCGACGCCCAAGCCGCCCCGCAAGCAGCAGACGCUCUCGAAGGCGCAGUUCGCCCAGGUCGAGCCGGCGAGCGGGCGUGGUGCGGCGCAGCCGCACGAGGACGACGGCGACGACCCGGUCAAGCCUGCGCCUGCGCCUCCUCAUCGUCGCCCGGACGGCAAGUACGAGUGCAACCACUCUUGCCGCGACAAGACGGUCUGCAAGCACCUCUGCUGUCGCGAGGGCCUCGACAAGCCGCCUGCACGGCGUGCCGCCUCGAAGAAGGGCGCGAGCGCGGUCAAGCCCGCCAAGAAGGUCCAGCAGCCCAAGCUCGUCGGCGGCGCCAAGGUCGGCCCGCCACUGCGCAUCCAGCCGAUCGUCAGCAAGGGCGUCGAGCUCGCCAAGAACGCGUCGGGCAAGGUCGUGUCGACGUCGAAGCAGCGCCCCGAGCCGGACGACGACUACGCCGACGACUCGCUGCCCUCACUCGAGCAGCUCGUGUCGACGAGCCGCAACAAGUCCAAGACGAGUACGGCGCCCAAGCUUCGCCGCGCCACGCCGACCGUCCCGCCGACGACCCAGCAGCACCCGGUCGACGAGGAGGACCAGCUGGCGUCCUCGAGUUCGUCUUCGUCGUCGCCGCCGCCUGUCGCCAAGCAGAAGGUCAAGUCGUCGUCUACGACGAGGAAGCGCCUCCUCGACUCGGGCGACGAUCAGGUCGGCAAGCGCGCCCGCAUCUCGGUCCGCGAGUUUGCCUCGAGCUCGCCCAUCGAGCUGCCCGAGGUCGACGCCCGCCCGCCCGCACACCUCGCCCGUCACCCGAGUACCUCGACACGUGCUCCCCUCUUCCGCGCCGACACGCCUGUCGAUGCGCCGUCGUCGACGCUCGCGCAGGAGGACGAUGAGCUCGCGCUGGCGCAGCCGGUCGACGGGGCCGGCGAGCCUCUCGUCUUUUACGACGACGCGCUUCACUCGGACGCGCAGAUGGACGAGGUGCCGGAGGAGGCGAGGCGCGAGGCGCAGCAGGUCCACGAGCAGGAGGGAGAGGAAGAGGUCGACGCGCAGGUGGUCGACGAGGACGAGGACGACUUUGACGCCUGGAUGGCGUCGAGCGUCGUGAUUGCUCCUCGCGACCAGCUCAAGCACACUCGUCUCGGCACACCCGACACACAACAAGCUCUGCCCAUCAUGGUCUCUGAACGCGCCGUCCGCCUCACCAUCGUCCCGCUCAUGACGUUGAGCUUCCUGACGAGCAUCGUCGUGCUCGCCAUCGCCGCCUCGCUCGAGUCGCACUGGCUCUCGACCGGAUUCCCGUCCAACGCGGCCCGCGACCGCGAGCGCCUCCUCUUGACGGCGGGCAUCUGGGGCACUCUCGUAUCCAUGUACUCGCUCAUUGGCACCCUCUUCAAGCCUCAGUCGGUCGCAUUCGGCAUCAUGUUCCACCUCGUCGCCUUCGCCAUCGCCUUCUUCCUUUACCUGUGCGGCGCAUCGUCGUUGACGGCGUUCGUCGCCAACCGCAACUGCGGCAUCCCGAUGCAGACGUUCUCGCGCUGCAACGUCACCAAGGGCCUCGUCGCCGUCGGCUGGAUCGGCACGAUCUGGGUCUUCAUCAUCCUCAUCGUCGUCCUCAUCCUCGGCGUCAAGGCGCGUUCGGGCGCCGGCAUCCGUCGCGGCGCGCUCACCGACGCCUGAGCAACUCUCGAACGAGAUGCUCUCGCUCUCGAGCGCCGAUCAGAGGCUGCUCUCCAGAAGUUUGUCAAGACCCAUAGUUGCAUCUUUAGCGCCUCGUUGCCCCCCUUUAAUCGCUCCCCUCCCCGUCUGUAAUGCAACUUCUUCGUCUCCGUUCCUCUCUCGCUAUGCGUGCUUGGCCCGCAGAGGCUUGAUCUUGGUCGUGCCGAGAGUGCGUCCGAGCAAGAGCCACACGAGAGGUCGAGGGAUGCGCUCGAGGACCCAGAACAGGAACGAGUUGGCGCCGCCGGUGAAAUACCUCGCGGGCGAGGGACGGAGAGCGUGAGCAACGAUCGAGGCGGCGAGCUGACUCG